AUGACGCUCGAGCUGAUGCGUGCCCGCAAAAUCGCCGUGCUGGGCUCCCGCGCCGUCGGCAAGUCGUCCAUGACCAUCCAGUUCGUCGAGAACCACUUUGCAGACACCUACUACCCAACCAUCGAAAACACCUUCCACAAGCUCGUCCGGUACCGCAACCAGGACUACGACGCCGAGAUCAUCGACACUGCCGGCCAAGACGAGUAUUCGAUCCUGAAUUCCAAGCACGCCAUCGGCAUCCACGGCUACGUCCUCGUCUACUCGAUCGCCUCUCGACAAUCCUUUGAGAUGUGCCACGUUGUCCGAGACAAGAUUCUCAACUACACCGGCAUCGACUGGGUACCCAUCGUCCUGGUCGGCAACAAGGCCGAUCUCUCGAACCAGCGUCAGGUCCCAACCGAGGAGGCCACUCGGGUCGCUAUCGAGUGGAACUGCGCCUUUAUCGAAUCGAGCGCCAAGCACAACCAGAACAUUGGCAAGAUCUUUGAGCUUGUCCUGGGCGAGAUCGAGAAGCAGGGCCUCGACUCGGAGCCGCCUCGGACCAGUGGCUGUCUGCUGAUGUGA
This is a messenger RNA of Polychytrium aggregatum, 564 nucleotides long. Its product is annotated as small GTPase superfamily. Gene Ontology annotation, biological process: small GTPase-mediated signal transduction. The transcript has 2 exons. The record is from RefSeq and is a predicted model, not a curated record. Bases 1 to 564 code for a protein of 187 amino acids. Gene Ontology annotation, molecular function: GDP binding; GTP binding; GTPase activity. Gene Ontology annotation, cellular component: plasma membrane. NCBI's taxonomy places the organism in Eukaryota, Fungi, Chytridiomycota, Chytridiomycetes, Polychytriales.